AUGAGCUAAGAGUAGGAUGUCGUGAGAGCAUAAUCAAAGUUAAAAAAGUUUCGGGAGAUCUGUGAGGAUCUUGAUCAAUAGAAGGAUGGCUAUGUCAGCACUAAGGUAUUCGUGAAUGUGCUUCAGAAUAUGAAGGAAGGCAGGAAACUUAAUGAGACUGAUAUACAGUGGAUGCAGAACAACAGCUCUAUCAAGGGCAAAGUUAAUUACAAACAUGGCCUCAGUAGAUAAGUGCCUGAAAGUAAAUCAUAUGCGCAUCUAUAAAAAUCUGAGUACCAAACCAAGUAGGAUCAUAGAAAGAUGCAGCAGAAUAUGAUGAGAAGCGAUUUAGAGAGCUUUCAACACCCUAAUGAUAGCCUCAUUGAGCAUUUCUACAGGAAGAACCAGAUUGAGUACCCUGAAUAUCAAUAUACAGGAAAAGGGACAUUCAGCACUAAGAACGAUCAAAUAUGCAGUAUAUCAGCAGAGCCAAAAAGAUCAAAGAGCAGUGGAAAGCACUAUGUGGGUUAGAGAAAUCUCUGGAUGAGUAGUAACGGAUUCAAGCAUUCAUUCUACAACAGAGAUUCCAAUACAAGCGACAAUCUGUAUAACUCUGACGUUUCAACGAUUGAAAAGCAAAUGCAAAAUAAGCUCAGCUAUACUGUUGGGUGUUUUAAGGAUUAAGUUCCGAAAUUUGAUCUAAGAAGGUUGUACCACCUGAGAUAAUACUUGCUGACUCAAUAAAACAAAAACCAUUACGUUUAGAACUCAGAUUAACUCCUCAACAAAAUGAAAAAAAUCAUUAAAAACGAUAUAGCUUAUAAUCUGAUAGAAAAACUCAUGAACUAAGGAGACACUUUGAAUGUCCAGAAUCUAAAUGCAUUAAUUGGAAGACUUGAGGACUCGUCCUACUAUAGAUCAUAUUCUAGAGAUUAGAAAUAUAUUGGCUCUAUAAAGCAGCGAAAUAAAUUGGACUCCAAUUUAAGUGGCAAGAUACAAUACAUACAUCAUAUGUUUGACUAAAAAUUCAAGUCAUUUCAUCAAGCAUUUCAGUACUUUGAUCUAAGUAAGAAAGGCUACUUUACCUCAGCAGAGUGGUUAAAAGGCCUUAGAGAACUUGGUCAAGACUGCUUAUUUGAAAAUGAAAUUCAAGGGAUAUUUAGCUAUCUUGAUAAAAGUCAGACAGGUCAAGUGUCGAUUGAGUAAUUCAAAGAUGUGCUCUACUAUUAGAGAAAUUUGAACAUCAAUAAUGACUAUAAUUCUACUCCUAAAAUCAAUAAUUAACAAAGUACAGCUAGUAAUUUAACUAGCAAGUUGAAUUCCUCAAGCUUUGAAGUGAAUAACAAGAUUAACAAACAAGACUUCAUUUCAUCUGAUGCCAAAAGUUUCAAAACUAGAGGUUUAAAGAUUAAGCAAUACCUAUAGAGCAACGGCUAGGUCUAUGGUAAAAAGGCUGAGCGAUCUGAAAGCAUUGAUAAAAUAAUCAAUUAUGAGCAUAAUAGAACAUUUUGUGAGAACCUAAUGUCAAGGUAGAAGUUAUAUCAAAAUAGAAAUGACAGUAUAAAGAAGGAUUUAUACGGCUAUAGUGAAUAUAAACUGAAUAAGGCUUUUGAAAUCAGAAGUUAUUCAAAUUCUCACAAACUGUAUUAAUGA
This is a messenger RNA of Stylonychia lemnae, 1632 nucleotides long. The record is from the annotation of a GenBank genome assembly. Lineage: Eukaryota; Ciliophora; Spirotrichea; Sporadotrichida; Oxytrichidae.